AUGGAGAAGUUCUCAAAUUGGAGAGACAGGGCAACUGGUUUAUCACCAUUUAUGCCGAUCCCAUUCCCCAACUCCACAAAAAACAAACCAAAGUCCACGAACAAUUUAUUCCCAACUGAUUUCAUAUAUCGAUUAGUGCUAUUCUGUACAAAGUUACCCAUAUUCUUAACCAAGUUACCUUUUUUUACCGUUGCUUCGAUACUAUACACUCUAACUGGACUCCACAUAUUUUUGAAAUUUAUAUUCACCUUUUUAUUUGGAUUUAGUCCCAUUGAAUACGCAGUUGACGGAGUCAAAUCAUCUCAAGUCGACAAAUUGAAAAGCUAUAAACCUCAACGAGGUGAUUUGGUGAUUGCCAACUACACAUCGCCAUUGGACGGAUACAUUCUUGCCCUGAUUUCACAAACAUCCAGAAUUACAAUUCUCGUGCCUGACAAGCUGGGCAACUUGUAUCAGUACUCACCAUGGACUUUAAUUGAUCAUUGUGUAAAUCAAAUCCAAGGUCCUCCAGUCGAUGACGUGUCGAAGCUCAAGAAUGAAAUUGUGGUGUUGUUGUUGGAAGGUACCACUUCAAACAAUACCGCUUUGUUGCCAUUUAUAAAGUUGAGCUCUAAAUAUUCAUGGGAGUCAUUCACCAGAGUCAAAUCGGUUGUUAUUAAGUUGUAUCCUACUUAUUUCACUUUACCUAUUCCCAAUUGCUCAAGUUUGUAUUACCUUUAUCAAUUGUUUACUGAUUUUGGGAGAAAAUACACUAGAGUUAAGGUAUAUGAAUUUGACAACAGUAUCAGUAGUACAGGGCAGUUGGAUUUGUCAAAGAUUAGACGAUCAUUUGAGUUGAAUUCCUUGAGUUUGAUCAAUCAGGAUUUGAGCAUUGAUGCCAAGGCUAGAUUUAUUGACUAUUAUUUCAACCAUGGUGUGAAGUAG
This is a messenger RNA of Lodderomyces theae, 924 nucleotides long. RefSeq names its product lysophosphatidic acid acyltransferase. NCBI's taxonomy places the organism in Eukaryota, Fungi, Ascomycota, Pichiomycetes, Serinales, Debaryomycetaceae. The record is from RefSeq and is a predicted model, not a curated record. The transcript has a single exon. Bases 1 to 924 code for a protein of 307 amino acids.